This is a messenger RNA of Fundulus heteroclitus (mummichog), 1262 nucleotides long. RefSeq names its product calcium and integrin-binding family member 2. Bases 209 to 772 code for a protein of 187 amino acids. The record is from RefSeq and is a predicted model, not a curated record. Gene Ontology annotation, molecular function: calcium ion binding. NCBI's taxonomy places the organism in Eukaryota, Metazoa, Chordata, Actinopteri, Cyprinodontiformes, Fundulidae. The transcript has 6 exons.
CUCCUCCUCCUCCUCCUCCUCCUGGAUCAGAUUCUCCUCUGCGCUGCCUCCAGCAGAACAAGCCUCCUCCUGGAGCUGCAUGCAGAAGCAGGGCCCUCCAUCCCGUCGGUGUGAGACCUCCUCCUGGAUGCUGGGCCACCUCCGGCGUGGCGCUGCAGGAGUCUUCCCGUGGGAUGCAGCUUGGUGAUGGGAGGAUCCGCCGCACACGAUGGGAAACAAGCAGACGACCUUCACCGAGGAGCAGCUGGAGGCUUAUCAGGACUGCACCUACUUCACCCGGAAGGAGAUCCUCAGGCUGCACGGACGAUAUCGUGAGCUCGCUCCACAUCUGGUGCCGCUGGACUACACCAACAACCCCGACAUCAGAGUCCCUCUGUCGCUCAUCGUCACCAUGCCUGAGCUGAAGGAGAACCCGUUCAGAGACAGAAUCGUGGAGACGUUCUCUGAGGACGGACAGGGGAACAUGAGCUUCAACGACUUCGUCGACAUGUUUUCUGCUCUCUGUGAGACGUCCCCCAGGGAGCUAAAGACGAUCUACGCCUUCAAGAUCUACGACUAUAACAGGGACAACUUUAUCUGUAAGGAGGACCUGCAGAAGACCCUGAACAAGCUGACCAAAGGGGAGCUGACGCCAGAGGAGGUCACGCUGGUGUGCGACAAAGCCAUCGAGGAGGCCGACCUGGACGCAGACAACAAGCUCUCCUUCGCCGACUUUGAGAACAUGAUCUCCAAAGCUCCUGAUUUCCUCAGUAACUUCCACAUCCGGAUAUGAGACGAGGCCUCCCACAGAGAUCCUGUAGAGGACAGACGUCUCACCCGGACCUGUCUCCUGUUGGUGGAGCCGGCCUCUGAUCGGGACGCAGGAUGGUUCUGGAUCUUCUGGCUCACUGAGUUGAUGUUCCGGCUCUGGUCCGGACUCCCGUGUUCAGUGGAGACCCAGCAGCAGCGGCGGUUCUGUGGCGGCAGGUCGGCGCCGCGGACUGGACUCCGGUCUAAAAGCACACAGUUAAAGGGCAAACAGUGAGCAGCUAUGCAAUCUUUCUUGCUGACCUGCAUGUUGUAAAUAGCUUGGCCAGCUGCUGAGUGCUUUAGUCAAGCGUUCUGGUGCAAACUGACAAUCAUUUAAACUGUAGCUCAGUUAAUGGAAGGGCUCCCUGUCAGUCUGGCUGUCACACCGUCUCCUGCCAACCUGAUCCACCCCACCUGUUCACCUCUCAAUGCUUUCUCACUCUAGAGGAAAAUAAAAGCUUUGUUUUGCUCCA